Molecule: messenger RNA, 1258 nt
Organism: Rosa chinensis
Lineage: Eukaryota; Viridiplantae; Streptophyta; Magnoliopsida; Rosales; Rosaceae
Product: 4'-phosphopantetheinyl transferase HetI
Exons: 9
Coding region: 195-1166 (323 amino acids)
Cellular component (GO): cytosol
Molecular function (GO): magnesium ion binding; holo-[acyl-carrier-protein] synthase activity
Source: RefSeq, a predicted model, not a curated record
ACAAUUUGAUUCGGAGAAAAAAAAAGCCAAGAAGUGUCCAUUCUUUCAAAUCAAAGUGGGCAUCGACGAUCCCUAGUCUCCAGCUUGCCCUCUUAUCGCUUUCAUCGUCUUAGCAAAUUCGUUGUUUCUGAGAAGCCUCUCAAAGGUCUCCGAGCUCCAGAAGUGCGUUCAAGUGUCCCAGAUUGGUAGUAUGCAUGUUUUUAUUCAGACGCAGAGCCUUUUUCAGAAUUAUGAAUAUUCAUGGCCUCCAAAGCCAUUUUUGCUCUGUUCCUUCUUCAACUCUGUUACCUGUUCAACUCCCAACUCGAAUGGAGAGUCAUUUGUGGUAUGUUUUACCUGAGGAGGUGAAGAGUGAAACCCUUUUGAAACGGUAUUUUGAGCUUCUCUCACCUUGUGAGAAGACAAAUGUGCUGCGAAUGCGCGGCGAUGAGCUCCGAAAGAGAGCCCUGCUGGCCCGUGCGUUGGUUCGGACUACCAUUGCUAGAUAUACAAACGAUAGAGUUGAUCCGAGGUCAUUGAACUUUAAAAAGAACGGUUAUGGGAAGCCUGAGGUAGACUGGCAAAUUGCAGAUCACUGGCAGCCACCUGCACUGCAAUUCAACAUCUCACACACUUCUUCCUUGAUAGCUUGUGGAGUAGCUGUUGAUUCACCAAUCGGUAUCGAUGUGGAAGAGAAACAGCGAAAGUUGAAGCACCAUAUUCUAGCUUUUGCCAAACGAUACUUCUCUACUCAUGAAGUGGAACAUUUAACUUCUAUCUCAGACAUUGAAGUUCAGCGGCAGCAGUUCCUUAAACUGUGGACUCUCAAGGAGGCAUAUGUGAAAGCAUUGGGGAGGGGCUUCUCUGCUUCACCUUUUAAGACCUUUACCAUUAGAUUGAAGGCUGCAGCUAGGAGAGGCAUUCCUCUAUCUGAGGAAUUGGAUUCUCAGAUAUCUGAAAUAAGUGUCGAGUCUCUUGGCUCUGAAGAUCUUACAAAGAACUGGCAGUUUUUGCCUCUAGAGUUGGCUGGUUCCCAUUAUGGUGCCAUUUGCAUGGAAAAACAUAACACUAUAGGAAAAGGAAAUGUUCCCAUAAAAUUGACAGCGCGAAGAACGAUCCCACUUGUUGAAGAUGAAUGUGUUAUAGGAACUGAUCCUGUUGUACCAAUAGGUGGAUUGACUUAUUGAUUGUUUAUAAGUGAUUCUAUCGUUCAUAUGAAAUCAUGCCAUAGACUAGCAAUUAAUAGACAAAUUCUUUCCUUCAUUGGUCAGUGUACCCA